AUGCCUUCUGCGGAACGUGUGGAUAGAAGACAGCCGUUAUUACUGCCAGUUUCUAGACAUUACGAGGAUUCGAUUGAAUACUCUGGUUGUUGUAAGGUAACAACAAUCAUUACUUCUGUAUUGUUUUUCUGUGGAGUAUUGGCCCUCGGACUCGCUUUUACUUUUUUCUUUGUAGUCGAGAAGUUAGAGUUAGAUAAAAAUUCAUCAUUUCCAGAAGGUUCCUCAAACUUUCCUUCAGAAGUCUUCACAGAAAAAUUAACAGCACAACCUUCUUCUACCGUGUCAACUUCCGCUCCCCCAGGAGAAGUUGUUGUGUUGAAAAAGCAUGUCACUUCCACUAGCGCCUCGGUUUCCUAUCCAACUACGAACCACUGUGAUCAACGGAUUGUUGGCUUCUAUUCUGAAAACGAGCUGUCCGAAAUAACGAAAUCUCAACUUCGAAAAUUGACUCAUGCCAUUUUUGCCUACAUUCGUAUGAACGCUGACGGCACACUUCAAUUCAAAGAUGAGGAAGUGAAACGAAGAUUUCUUGAUUUGAGAAAAGAAUCGAAGACAUUGAAGUCUAGUCUGAAAAUCAUGAUUUCCAUAGGUGGACCGGAUAAUUCGGUUAAUUUUCCAAAAGUUAUCAUGGAUGUUAUGAAACAAAGAAUAUUUAUUGAGUCAAUCAUAUCGUUUCUCAAAGAAUAUCAAUUGGAUGGAGUCGAUUUGUUUUGGAAAUGGCCAAAGGAGUAUCAAAAACAUGAAUUCACUAGAUUUUUGAAUGAAUUUAAGUACAAUUCGAAAUUAAAAAACGAAGAAUACAUUGUAUCCGUAACUGCUCCAGCACCUGGAAUAGAUGGAUGGGAAAACGGAUUCGAUUUAAACGAGAUUCUGAAAAAUGUGGACUUUAUCAAUGUUCUCACUAUGGAUUACUAUGGACCAUGGGACAGUAUAUGGGGAAAUCCAACAGGACCAUCAUCUCCAUUGUAUUCUAAAGUUGACGUGAAAAAGAAUGUAGAUUACAGUAUGGAACACUAUGUGUGCGAGACAUCCCAGCCUUCCAAAUUCAAUAUUGUCAUCCCUUUUCACGUAAAACUAUGGAAAAAUGUUCAAGAAGCAUUAUCACCUGAAAAUAUAAUGUUCCGCCGCGUCGAGCUAAAAAAUAGUAAAGCAGAAGGAGACGCCUACAUGUCAAGAUGGACUGUAGGGCAUGAGAAUUGGAAGAUUUCUAAUGCAACAUGGGAUGAAGAAACAAAGAGUUCAUAUAUUUGGAAUCCAGUUGCGAAGACCUACUUGACUUUCGAAUCUGAUGAAAGUAUAGCUGCAAAGAUGGAAUAUGUGAAAUCAAUGAACUUGGGAGGUGUAUGGAUAUGGUUUGUAGAUCAAGAUGACGUCAAGAAUAGUCUUUUGGGUUCUGUGUUCAAUCAUAAAGAAUGCUCGACAGUAGAGAAGAAUAUUGUUAAUUAUAAAUGUUGA
This is a messenger RNA of Caenorhabditis remanei, 1455 nucleotides long. RefSeq lists its product as uncharacterized. The coding region runs from base 1 to 1455 and encodes 484 amino acids. Gene Ontology annotation, biological process: carbohydrate metabolic process. Gene Ontology annotation, molecular function: chitin binding. The transcript has 5 exons. Lineage: Eukaryota; Metazoa; Nematoda; Chromadorea; Rhabditida; Rhabditidae. The record is from RefSeq and is a predicted model, not a curated record.